UUCCCCUCGCAUAUAUACAUCCCCUCGAUAAUGUCGACCAUAAAGCAGCAAUGCCUUCAAGAGUUGCAGACAGCUUCUCUCCUUGCCGUCCUCAACACCAUUGACAGCGUGUUAUCAGUCAACUCCAUUCCCAAAGACCUGUAACGUCGAUCUCAUCUCUAUGCUUUCUCAUUCAUGGACGUACCAAUCCCUUGUUCACGACGUCCUCGAGAUGAACCGUCUAUGGGAGCCAUCCUGGAGAUGCUCAGAAUGCAAAAAGAAGGCGUUCAGCCGACGAACGAGGACAAGCUCCGACUUGCUCUCAGAUGACAAGGUCGACCUGGGAGAGCUGGAGAAGGAGCUCAAGAAAGAAGUUGCGAUAUCUCACGCCGCCAUGACCAACCUUGCCGCUGCCGCACCUGUCGCCCAACCGUCAAACACGACAAAUGAGCUGUUCCGAGGCUUUUCUUCUCUCUCAAAUCGCUUAACCGAACGAUUGAAAGAGGGCGGGCUGAGGGAGAAGCGGGCGCAAGUGCUGGCCGAGCUUGGGUCUCAACAGCAUUAA
Molecule: messenger RNA, 544 nt
Organism: Dacryopinax primogenitus
Lineage: Eukaryota; Fungi; Basidiomycota; Dacrymycetes; Dacrymycetales; Dacrymycetaceae
Exons: 3
Coding region: 161-544 (127 amino acids)
Source: RefSeq, a predicted model, not a curated record